Messenger RNA from Nematocida homosporus, 2598 nucleotides. RefSeq names its product ATP-dependent Clp protease ATP-binding subunit ClpB. Gene Ontology annotation, molecular function: ATP hydrolysis activity; ATP binding. Gene Ontology annotation, cellular component: cytoplasm. Lineage: Eukaryota; Fungi; Microsporidia. The record is from RefSeq and is a predicted model, not a curated record. The transcript has a single exon. The coding region runs from base 1 to 2598 and encodes 865 amino acids. Gene Ontology annotation, biological process: cellular response to heat.
AUGACAUUCGGUCAAGGACUUAACUCAGAAAGACUAAAUCGAGUAAUGACUAGUGCAGAAGCACUUGCGGUUGAAAGGCGGUCCCUUUCUAUUGAUUCUGUGCAUGUUUUGUUAGCUUUACUCCAGUCGUCCGAUGCAACCACCAAGAAAGUCUUGGGUAAUCUUCGUAGUGAGAUGGAAAAACGAGCUGAAGACUAUCUGCAGCAACAGCCUAAGAGUACGUCGCGUAUGGUUCUUCCCAGUGUAAAUUCGCAAGAACUCACUGGGGUGGUCGAAGCUGCAGCUAUUCUAGCACGAAAGGAGAACAGCGAGAUUGAAGAGACUCAUAUUCUACUCGGUGUUCUUCAGUGUGCCAAAAUCAAAGAGAUUCUCAAUGGUCUGAACAUUUCCCAACUGACUGAAAAACUCAAGUCCAAAGACGAACGUGGCAAACCUUCCCUGGAAGACUUUGCGGUUGAUAUGGUGCAGCAGGCCAGAGAUGGUUUGUUUGAUCCAGUAAUUGGCCGUGAUAAGGAAAUUCGGGCGGUUAUGGAAGUUCUAACUAAGAAGAUCAAAGCUAAUGCCAUGCUUUUAGGUGAGCCGGGUGUAGGUAAGACUGCUAUUGCUAAUGGACUAGCCCAGUUAAUUGCUUCGGGCCAAGCACCUGGAAUGGCCGAUUGUAGGUUGUACAAUGUGGAUUUAGGAGCGGUAGUAGCUGGUGCUAUGUACCAAGGACAGUUUGAGGAGCGGUUUAAGACCUUAAUUAAGGAGGCGGAAGAAUCUAACCGUCAGAUUAUUUUGUUUAUUGAUGAGAUUCAUAUGGUCUUAGGUGCUGGUAAGUCACAAGGUGCCAUGAAUGCAGCUAACUUGCUUAAGCCUAGUUUGGCUUCUGGGGCUAUCCGUUGCAUUGGUGCCACUACUUAUGGUGAGUAUAAACAGUACGUUGAAAAAGAUCCGGCUUUUGAAAGACGGUUUGUGCCCGUUAAUGUAGCAGAACCUUCCGUUGAAGAUACAGUGACUAUGUUGCGAGGUCUUCGUGAGAGAUUUGAGUCCUUCCAUGGGCUGAAUAUCUUGGAUGAAACCUUAGAAUGUGCCGCUGAAAUGGGAUCUCGCUACAUGACAGGUGGACACAUGCCGGAUACUGCAAUUACUCUACUGGAUGCAGCUUGUGCCUCGGUCAAGAUUUCACUGGAAAGUGAACCGUCUGAAGUCCUGGCUUUGAAAUCAAAGAUUUGGGCGGCUGAACUGGAAAGAGAGUCUAUCAAAUCUGAUCAAGCCCGAGACACCCAAGUGAAUAACGAUGAAAAGCUACAGAAGGUUGAGCAGAAGAUAGAAAAGCUUCGGGAAAGACUAGCUCCUAUUCAAGAAGAGUACGGACAGCGUAUGGCCCACAUUAUCAAGAGAAGGAAACUUCUUAAGAAACUGGAAGAGCUUAAGAUCAAAUUGGGCAAUGCUGAACGUGAGGGUAAUAGUACACUUGCUUACGACAUUAAGAAAUUCGCCAUUCCUGAUAUUGAAAACGAAAUCCGCUUGCUAGGUGAGACCGAUCAAAAGAUAUGCAUUCGUCCGGAGCAUAUUGCGCAAAUGGUAUCGAGUAUUACUGGUAUUCCAGCCACUCGCUUGACUCUUUCCGAGAAUCAGCGGCUACUCCAAAUGGAAGCCAGAUUACAACAACGCGUUAUUGGCCAGGACGAAGCUAUCCGUUCAUUGUCUGAUGCUAUUAUUCGUUCAAAAGCCGGAUUCUCUCGACCUAAUCGGCCGAUUGGCUCUUUCUUAUUCCUAGGCCCAACGGGAGUUGGUAAGACUCAGCUGGCUAAAUCGCUAGCCUUUGAGAUGUUUGAUGAUGAGAAAGCACUCGUGCGUUUGGAUAUGAGUGAGUUCUUGGAGGAACAUUCAAUUAGUCGGCUGAUUGGAGCGCCGCCUGGAUAUGUUGGUUACGAAACAGGCGGGUACUUGACUGAGAAGAUCAGAAACCGGCCCUACUCCAUUGUUCUGAUUGAUGAGAUUGAAAAGGCCCAUAAACGGGUUGUGAAUCUUUUCUUACAGGUUUUGGAUGAUGGGCGUUUGACUGAUAGUCAUGGUCGGACUGUAGACUUUACCAAUACUAUCGUGAUUAUGACAUCUAACAUUGGAUCGGCCCAAAUUCUUGAGGAUAGCAGCAAAGCUAAUAUUCUUAAUAUUCUUAAGGGGUACUUCCCGCCUGAAUUCCUCAACCGACUAGAUGGCGUUGAAAUCUUUGGAUCACUUCAAGCUGGACAACUAGCUAGAAUAGUUGACAUCUACACUAAUGAAAUCAAUGCACGUAUGCAAAAGAACCAAGUCGAGAUCGCUCUAACUGACAGUGCUAAGCAAAGAGUUAUGGACUCGGCUUACACGCCCGAAUACGGUGCUCGGCCCUUACAGCGUUAUAUUGAACGCACUAUCACUACAGAUGUUUCUAAGAUUUUCCUUGGUCUUCCUGAGAACCAAAGAAUCAUGCUAACUGUCACCCCCAAGGAGGAAGAAGUCUCGGUCGCUCCUAUUUUCAUUGGUGAUACCUUUGCCUACUACCCAAAUUCAGCCCAUUCCAUUACUACCGGCCAUGAUGAUUUCCAGUCCCGGAAGCGUAUAGCCCACUAA